Messenger RNA from Zootoca vivipara (common lizard), 3228 nucleotides. RefSeq names its product arylsulfatase D. Gene Ontology annotation, molecular function: arylsulfatase activity. NCBI's taxonomy places the organism in Eukaryota, Metazoa, Chordata, Lepidosauria, Squamata, Lacertidae. The record is from RefSeq and is a predicted model, not a curated record.
UGGCUCUGCCUAAGCCUUGCCCCCUUGGCCGGGCUCCUUUCUUCCGGGUGGGUCCUGGCUUUCGCGAUGGGGAUUGCCUGGCUACACGGUGGGCUCGGCCAAGCUGAGGGCGAGCGCCUGGAGAGGGUCUCUCCUUCGUUUCCAAGAAUCUAUCUAGCUACUCUGUUGACUUUAUUUAUAUCACUUGAUGCCCGUGGGACAAAUGCAGCUCUGGACAUGAAACCUAAUAUUGUUCUGAUGUUGGCCGAUGACCUCGGGAUUGGAGAUCUAGGCUGCUAUGGCAACGACACUAUCAGCACCCCUAAUAUUGACCGGCUGGCAAAGGAAGGAGUGAAACUUACUCAGCACAUUGCUGCGGCUUCACUUUGUACCCCAAGCAGAGCAGCUUUUCUGACUGGCAGAUACCCCAUCAGAUCAGGCAUGGCUUCAGGUGGUUCAUAUCGGGCUCUGCAGUGGAACGCUGGCUCAGGAGGACUCCCUGCCAAUGAAACCACUUUUGCCAAGGUCUUGCAGCAGCAGGGUUAUGCCACAGGACUUGUAGGGAAGUGGCAUCAAGGGGUAAACUGUGACUCUGUCCAUGAUCACUGCCACCAUCCUUUGAGUCAUGGCUUUGACUACUUUUAUGGCAUGCCCUUCACUCUUCUCAACAACUGCCAGGACCACAAGCCUCCAGAGCUGGAUGCAGCAUUGCAGGCUAAGCUGUGGCUUUACACCCAACUUAUUGCCCUUGCAGUUAUCACAGCUCUUGUAGGCAAGACAACAGGAUUGGUCUCUGUUACUUGGAAAGUGGUCACCUUUUUUGCUUUGCUUGGGUGCCUGUUUUUUGCUUCCUGGUACUCCAGUUAUGGCUUUGUAAAAUACUGGAAUUGCAUCUUGAUGCGCAACCACGACAUCACUGAACAACCGAUGAAACUGGAAAGAACGGCUUCUCUAGUCCUAAAGGAAGCAGUUUCAUUUAUUCAGAGCAACAAGCAUGGGCCGUUCCUCCUCUUUGUUUCUUUUUUGCACGUCCACACGCCCCUGUUUACAACAGAAGCUUUCCUUGGGAAAAGCAGGCAUGGGAUAUAUGGAGACAAUGUAGAAGAAAUGGACUGGUUAGUAGGUCAAAUUCUAGAUGCUAUUGACAAGGAAGGCUUGGAAAACAACACACUGACCUAUUUUGCCUCAGACCAUGGAGGGCAGCUGGAAGCUCAGGAAGGAACAAUACAGCUGGGUGGCUGGAAUGGCAUAUAUAAAGGGGGCAAAGGCAUGGGAGGUUGGGAAGGAGGCAUUCGUGUGCCCGGCAUCUUAAGGUGGCCUGGGAUGCUCCCUGCCAACACUGUUGUUGACGAACCAACAAGCCUUAUGGAUAUUUACCCUACGGUGGCUCAUGUGGCUGGAGGGACUGUACCACAGGACAGAAUAAUCGACGGAAGGAAUCUAUUGCCGUUACUACAACAAGAAGUCAAGCAUUCAGCACAUGAAUUCAUGUUUCAUUACUGUGGAUCAUACUUGCAUGCAGUACGGUGGCAUCAGAAAGACAGUGGUGCCUUAUGGAAGGCUCAUUACAUGACACCGAUCUUUCACCCCAAAGGCGCAGGAGCCUGUUAUGGGAAAGGGAUUUGCCCAUGUUCUGGAGAAGGUGUAACGCAUCACGACCCUCCUCUGCUCUUUGAUCUCUCGAGAGACCCAUCAGAGGCUGUGCCUCUUUCACCGGACACAGAGCCCUUGUUCCACACAGUCCUAAAGCACAUAGGCAGAGCUGUGGAGGAGCAUCGCGGGACCCUCACACCUGUCCCACAGCAGCUCUCUCUUGGGAACAUUAUGUGGAAACCAUGGCUGCAGCCAUGCUGUGGGACCUUCCCGUUCUGCUGGUGUGACAAGGAAGAAAGCAGUGCCCGUUCCAAUAAAGCCAGCUGACCAAAGAAUCCUUUUAUGGCAGAGAAAGUCAUCCAAGAGGUUUCCUGUGUGAUUUUAGCUGCUUCCUGUCAGUUAAGGUUGCUUUCUCCUGUUUCUUGAGGAGUCCCCAGGCUUGAAGGAGGAUGUAGCCACAUCAUUCCCUGCCUGUUAGGCUCGGGGAAUCAGGCCCCUCCCUCGGUGGCAGCAAAGAAGCAGAUUUUCAAAAAGGAGUUCUUACCAAUUAGUUUAUUUCAUAAUCACAGCGAGAGACAAAGGAAUGUGUCUCUCUCUCUAGAAAUGGCUCAAAAUAAAGUCUCUCCCCCCCCCCCCCCCCGUGUCUCUUAGGCUAUGUCAUCCCUGCACUGGUUGGUCUGAUCUUUCUGCUUCUGAGCUUUCUGUUCGGCUACUCACAUUGCCCGCCUAGUCUUGGGGGAGGGGGGCUCAGGGAUGUUCUCCAAGGACACUGUGUCUUGUCAGCUGUUUCUACUUCCUCCUCCAAUAUUUCCCAGCUUUCCCCCUCUACAUUCUCCGAACUACGACCUUCUGUAAACCACUGUUGUAAUUCUAUGCUGUCCUUCUGUUCUUGGGAAGGUUGUGUAGAAAGGGGGAUGGCCCCCACCAUUCCUCCUCAGUGCCCUUCACGUCUCCCAUUACUGUCACCUGAUCUCUCUUCUUACCUGCUGGACUUUGCACAACACAGGAUGGUGUGUAGGGUGUGUGGAUAAGCCUGAGUGGGGCUGCAGAGCGAUUCUACCCUCAUGGCUGCAGGGCUGAUAAUGAGAGAGAAAACGAUUUCUACGUUAACUCUACCAGUGAUGAUUAUACCUGAAAUGAAAACUGACAAUAAUUCUGCACAGACUAUUUCCAUGCAGUAAUUGGCAACUCCAAGCACUUAGAGGGAGGCGCCAUCUAAACAUCAUAAACUAGCUCUUCUCAUUAAACUAGCAAGCAAAAUCUAAGAAGCACACUAGAAGAGGAAGGAAAAGGAAACUAUGUCACAGUUGUCUAUGUCACAGUGGGCUGAUCUGGUACAUGUCACAAGAUUUUGAUCCAUGUUUAAAAUACGAGGCUUCUGGGUUUCUUUGUUUUUAAGAAAGAAGGAUCAGCAAGAGAUGUUCCUCUUCUGCUUGCUCACAUGCCUUUUCAUGUACAAAUGAGAUGUAAUGCUCUGUGGUGCACAAUCCAUAGAUAUUUUGGUGGGGUGGACAGAACAUAAAUCUGAUGAGAAAUCUUGCAGGCACAAAAAAAAAAAUACACGUAUGGCAAAAUGUUAAAAAUGAAGCAAAAUAACCAAAAUCGUGAAAGGAGGGACAUAGCAAAACAGGGAGUGCUAAAAGGAAUGUGCAGAAA